AUGACUUCUCCGGGAGGUCUGAAUCUCCCAAUAGUUUCGAACAAUUUUGCCUGCAAUAAUUCCCCGAUGAAUGACUACACAAAGACUGGUGCGGGCUUGGCUGGCGGUAACGGAGCAGAUUCUGCUUUUGUGGAGGAACGAGAAGUUGCUAUACCCAACACCACAGCUAUCUCAAACCCUAAUGAUUCGGAUGUGGGGGCUGAUAACAUGCCCAAAUCCAAAUCGUAUGCUGAUAUCACGAUGAACAGGCCACCGAGACGUCCCGACCUACCUGCUCAUCGGUUUCACUCAUUACGUCCCACCAAAGAGGGAGAGCAGUUCUCCUUAAAAGUUCCACAGCACCUAUAUGCGCAAGAAGUCAGUAAGGAAUUCUCUCAUGCUAUUAUUGGUCGUCUUUUCCUUCGUAAAGGAGACAAACCUCAACCUGCAUUGCUUCUCAAGGCAGAACUUCACAAAAUUUGGAAAUUAGAAUCUGAGUGGCAACUUAUUCCUCUUGGGAAAGGGUAUUAUACGCUGGUUUUCCGGACUCCUGAAGACAAAACUCGUGCUAAAGCUAAGCCGGUCUGGGAAUUAUCUUGUGGUCAUGUACGUCUUCGAGAAUGGUCCAAACACUUUGAUCCAUUUAAAGAGAAUUCUUCCAUGGCGAAUGUAUGGGUGAGGAUACAUUAUUUGCCAAUUGAGUAUUGGCAUCCUGAGAUUCUAGCCGGGAUUGGGCGGUACAUUGGUCAUCCUAUUAAAAUUGACGGAGCCUCGGCCCGUCGUGAUUUUGGGCAGUUCGCGCACCUUCUUAUUGAGUUAGAUAUGUCCAAAUCCUUUCCUACUACUCUCUUAAUUGAUAACGAUUCUUUUUCGUUCUAUGUUGAAUUCACGUAUGAGAAUUUACCUUUCUAUUGCUCAAAAUGUAAACUUACAGGACAUCCCAUCGAAAAGUGUCGGAAAAUCUCCGUUAAGAAGACGGUUGUGGAAGAGGAUGUUCAAGAUAGAAGUCAAAUGCCUUUGGUUAAAAAUGGGAAACAGUGGCAACCUAUCUCUGGUGAUGCUAGAGACGAGAGAGAACAUGAGCAGGAGACAGCCAAGGGAGAUAGGCCGGUUGAGGUGGGUUCGAGAAGCGACAUACAGUUAAGCUUGCCGGUUUCGGCGUCGAACAACAGUUUUGCCCUGUUGGCUAACGAAGGCACUGAUUUGCUUGAAGAACCGGAGCAGCAGCGGCGGGUACCUCUUUCUAGGGGUAAAUCUUUGGAUGAUUCCAAUUCUGCUGAACACUACGGCCCUGAUAGGUUGGCCGAGUGUCUAAAACCUUGUAAAAACUCGGUGUUUGAUCAGCCAGUCAACAUUUCUGCGAUCAAUGAUGGACAUAUCUCGGAGGAGGUUUCGGAUGAGGAUGAAGAAGUGAACUAUGACAGCAGUGGGAAGUACGUUUCCACAACGGAUGAUAUUGCUGUUAAUAAUGCCUUGAAAGCUCAAAGACUUGAGCAGAUUUUGGCGAUAGCUAAAGCGCCCAUGCCAGAAACAGUUGCUCCUGCUAAGCGACGAGGAAGACCAUCCAAACAGGACCAAGCUGCUAGGGCAGCGGAGAACACAGCAAACAGGCCAGCGGACACAAGCAUUAAAAGUAGACUUCGUAACACGGGGGAUACGUCGCGUACUUUUGUGAUUGAUACAAGUAAUAGAGACAGCGCUCUAGCCAUGGAGAGCGUCGCCAAAGAGAGCUGGGCGGAAGAGGUGGUUGUGGUGGACUGCCUGUGGCAUAGUUAUGAUUUUCGUAUUGCUUUUGUUCAUGGUUCGAAUGACCAAAAUGACCGCCGUGAUCUCUGGCAUGAUCUUCUUCGUUUCGUUUCUGGAAAAAUGGUUUUCAUGGGCGAUUUUAAUGCGGUGAAAGGUGCUCAUGAGCGUCUGAGUUUAGCUUCGCCACAUAGAGGUUCUUGUGAGGAGUUUUGUGAUUUUAUUGAUGACUCUGGCUUUAUUGAAUCCCCUACGGAGGGGCUUCGAUUCACUUGGUCGGGACGUAGAUUUUUACCACACCAUGUGGAAUCUGUUUUAGAUCGUGCUUUGUUUUCGCAGGGUUUUGCUGAUCUCUGGUCGUCGUUGGUUACUGCUGUCCUGCCUCGCCUCACUUCGGAUCACUCUCCGUUGGUGUUGCAAUGCAAAUUGACAAACCCUACUGGUCGGAGGCCUUUCCGUUUUCUUAAUAUGUGGACCUUGCAUCCGACCUUUCAGGAGCUGGUGGCGACAUCUUGGAGGGAGAUUGUCAGCACACGCUGCCCGAUUUUAUGUGUUAUGUUGAAAUUGAAAAGGCUUCGUAAGGAGAUUGGGGUUUGGAAUAAAGAGGUUUUUGGCAAUGUGGAUUCCUCCAUUUCUUCUCUCAUGAAACAGCUUGAGACUACUCAGGGGAAGAUUUCUGCUUCUGGAUAUACGAACGAUCUCUUUGAUGAGGAGGUUAGUUUUCAGGCAAAGCUAAAUGUAUCGUUGACACAUAAGAACUGUUUGCUUCAACAAAAAAGCCGUGCGAACUGGCUUCGGGAUGGAGACAGGAAUACUGAGUUUUUUCACCGUUUGACCAAGUUCAAGAAACGGAAUGCGCCUUUCACUCGCCUCAAGAUUGAUGGUAGAGAGACUUAUGAUGCCACUAUUAUUGAGAAUCAUAUUAUUGACCACUUUACGUCUCUUUUCGCUGAUGAUGGUCGACCUUCUGGAGAUCAGUUAGAGAUUGAUGCGCUUUUCCAGUCGGGGGUGUCUGAUGAUCAGAAUGCGCGGUUGGUGAGUAUACCCGAUGAGAGUGAAAUUGCGGCGACGGUUUUUAAUAUGGAUGCUUCAAGUGCUCCUGGCCCUGAUGGUUUCUCUGGUAACUUCUUUCAAAGUUGCUGGGAUGUGAUUAAAGCGGAUGUCAUUGCGGCUGUUCAGAAUUUCUUUCGCCAUUCUUAUUUACCUUCUGGGUGUAAUUCCAGUACGAUGAUUUUGAUUCCCAAGAAGGAUUCAGUCGACACUGUUGCUGAUCUUCGCCCGAUUGUCCUUUCGAAUUUCUUAUUCAAGAUUAUCUCGAAGAUUCUUGCCUCUCGUCUUGGCGUGGUGGCUGCGUCUCAUGUUUCUGACAAUCAAUUUGGCUUUAUUAGCGGGCGUAAUAUUCAUGAUUGCAUCAUGCUCAGCUCGGAAGGUUUCAACUGUAUGAAACGCACGGACAGGGGACGUAAUAUGGCUUGUAAAGUUGACAUCCGGAAAGCCUUUGAUACUAUUCGAUGGGAUUUUAUCUUGCAAGUUUUGCGAGCUAAUCACUAUCAUGAGAAAUUCAUUUACUGGAUUUCAAUUAUUUUCAGCUCGGCGAGGCUCUCUAUUCUCUAUAAUGGUCAGCUGCGGGGAUAUUUUGCUUGUUCUCGCGGAGUGCGUCAGGGAGAUCCCCUUUCUCCGAUUCUCUUUGGAAUUGCGGAGGAUAUCUUGAGUCGGCUUUUUAGCAGCUGCGUUGAUUCUGGGCAUCUAGAACCUAUGCGCUAUAGUCGAACUUUUCAGUUCCCUACUCACUUGUUCUAUGCGGAUGACGUUAUGAUCUUUUGUAAAGCUACGGUUCGGAAUGCUAGAAAAAUUCAUCAGAUCUUUUCGUACUAUGACUCUCUUUCGGGUCAGCAGUGUAGUCUGGAGAAGUCUUGCAUUUACUUUGGUUCGGGAGUUCUCAAUGACAGGAAAAGUGCUAUUCAUCGUGAGCUCAGUUUCACUACCGGGAACCUUCCUUUCAAUUACUUGGGAGUUCUGAUUUUCGUUGGGCGUCCGAGAGCUUCUUUCUUUCAGGCAAUUCAUGAUAGGAUUGUCCAGAAGUUUGCUCGAUGGAAAGGUCGACAUCUUUCUAUGGCUGGGAGGCUUUGUUUAGUCAAGUCGGUUAUUCAGAGUUCGAUUGUUCACUCCAUGAUGGUUUACAAAUGGCCAAAAUCGUUACUGCACUCCCUUGAUAGGAAAUGUCGUAAUUUCGUUUGGUCGGGAAAUAUUGAUAAACGGCCCAGCUGUGCUGUUAGUUGGGGUAGAGUCUGCUCCCCCUUGAAAGAAGGCGGCCUCGGCAUUAGAUCUUUUACGUUAAUGAACAAAUCUUAUUUGAUGAAGCUGGCUUGGAAGUUAAUUCAGGGAACUGUUUGGGCGCAUUCCAUUCUGAGAUCGAGAUAUCUAAACAAUUUUGGGGUUGCAAAGGAUUCGGUGUCGAACUCUUCUGUUUGGAUUGGGAUGAAAGAAGAAGUCAAUCAGUUGGUGGAUGAUUCUUAUAUUCAGAGCAAGAAGGGCAGUGGUAAGAGGUUGAAGUCUAGAUUUGAGAUAGAGGCCGAGAAAGCAAAGAAACCCAAGAGGUUGUGCAAAAAGUGUGGUCGUCGUGCUCGACAUGAUUCGCGCAAUUGUGGCAAGGUUGUUGAAGAAGAUAGUGAAGAGGACUGA
Messenger RNA from Salvia miltiorrhiza (redroot sage), 4404 nucleotides. RefSeq lists its product as uncharacterized. NCBI's taxonomy places the organism in Eukaryota, Viridiplantae, Streptophyta, Magnoliopsida, Lamiales, Lamiaceae. The record is from RefSeq and is a predicted model, not a curated record. Bases 1 to 4404 code for a protein of 1467 amino acids. The transcript is spliced from 4 exons.